Molecule: messenger RNA, 747 nt
Organism: Thermochaetoides thermophila DSM 1495
Lineage: Eukaryota; Fungi; Ascomycota; Sordariomycetes; Sordariales; Chaetomiaceae
Exons: 1
Coding region: 1-747 (248 amino acids)
Source: RefSeq, a predicted model, not a curated record
AUGACAGCUUGGAGGAUGGGUGUUGAAGAGCGUCAUUCCGGAUGCCCUCGAAGUUCUGCCCGUUCGCAGGACAGCAGCUCGAAUUGGUCCAAGGACCUCCUUGUCGACACGAUCACGAGCAAGUCGUCAUCAUUGUCGGCGAAGAAGAGUCAUCACGAGUUGAAUGGCUCCAACCCCCGAUUUCCCAACGCCGAACUCAACCCCCCUCUAUUCCAAACCCUGCGUAGACAGGAUGCUCAUCAUUAUCACGGAUCAACGUCUUCCCUGCAGAGGGACCACCGAAUCUCCAGCCGACAACCGGGUGUUGCUGAGAAAGAAGAAGGUGAAGGGCUCGACAACAAGCUUGUCGCUACUUCAUCAUCAUUAAUUUUCGCCUUUUCCUCUUCCUCCACAACACCAUCCUUCUCGUACUCCUCCCCCACAGCACUGGUUGGUUCACCCGAACCGGAACCGGAACCAGAGCCCACUGAGGAAUCAACUGAGUCGUUCUUAUCAGCAUCCCUAACGCCUGAGCAGAUUUGGAGUUUGAGUAACAUCCUUCCACCGGAGGUGAUGGAUCGACUGCUAGAGCUGCUUUACCCUGAUUCGGAUGAGGAGGACGCAGCUGGUGUCAGGGGUAUGCAUUUUGAAGAGUGGCUUGCGAAGCUGAGGGAGCUGCUGGAGCCGUAUUUGGAGGUGGUUGGAGAACUGGAGAGGGCGUUGAAUCCGGCGUCGUAUGUGUAUGUUGGGAAGCGGAGACACAAAUGA